Molecule: messenger RNA, 1308 nt
Organism: Symbiodinium sp. CCMP2592
Lineage: Eukaryota; Dinophyceae; Suessiales; Symbiodiniaceae
Source: the annotation of a GenBank genome assembly
AUGCUGGAUAAGGCUGGCCAUCCCGCAGCUUUUUCAGACAGUCGCAUCAGCCAGCAGAGCGGCAGUCAGUAUGAAGGCCUAGUUGCUAGCGUCAUCAAUGGCCUUAGCCGCAAACUCAAAGCUGUCAGACAACAAGGGCCCGAUGAGCGAACACAAGUAGAACAGCUCAAAGAAAACGUUGCAGCUUUCCUGCGAGAACGUGUGUCAGACAACGCUGGGCAAAGAGUGCUAGCAAGAGGUGUCGGUGAAGAGGAAGCUGAGAUUGACGCGGUGUUCCAUGGUAGCUUUGGUGAAUUGCUGAGCAAGCUCAACCAGGUGACUGACGCUUUAGUUCUUGCGACCUACGCAGGCACCACCUGUGUUCUGGUGGAAGCUUGUUCGGACAGUCGUCUUGUCGCAAUGAAACUUUUGCAGAUCGAGAUCCAAUGCCGCUUAGUUGAGCGUUGCGGGUUCUUGGUCAAUGAUGAACCGCGUGGCUUGAAAGCACAGCAACUUGAUCCAGACUCGACUGGCUAUGCGAUUGUGUUCAAUCGCGCGGCUCUGCAGAUAGACAUACAGAGCGUGCUGGACACACUGGGUCUUACCUACGUGCAGGAGUUGCUGCAGAAGGGCAAGUUGCACAUUGCUUUUUUGCAACCAGACCGUGCGUUGCCCGCAGCAUUGGAGAUUGCAAGCGAGGCCAAAGCAGAAUCAAGCGUGGCAAGAGCAGAGGCAAACGAGGCAAGAGAAGAGGCAAACCAGGCAAGAGUGAAGGUGGACAGAUUGGAGCAACAACUUGCAGGCCGAACCUCAACCUCAUCCGUCGUCUGGGUGCGGGAGGUGGCCCCGAACAAGGAUGGGACGGUCGCCGCCAAGUCUCGUCAAGACCCUGAGGGCGAGGAUGAGCUCGAGCCGGCGUUCAAAGUGGAGUCCCCUCAGGACUACCCGCGCCUCAAUGAUGUGGACCACUUGAAGAAAGCCAUCAAGCAGAUGAAGUCUAACGCCCUACGAAACGUUGAUCCUGAUCAAAUCGACAUCUACCUGUACUCACAAGAAGCUGGAGAGUGGCAACUCGUCAAAUUCUCAUCGACCUCACUGCGCCAGGACACCAGCGAGCCCAACCCUCGGCUCCGUGAUCUUCCAUUCAACUUCCGCAUGACGGCAUCACUGCUAGGCAAGAUUGCUACGGCUUUUUGCCGCGACGGACUUGCCCCAUCUAGCUCUGCACAUCCUUUUGCACGGUCUCUCUCAGUUUCACAUGUCAAGGUUUGCGAUGUGCAUCAUGCCAGUCUUCGGUGUGGUCAGUUUUGCUGCAAGUGGCGGGCUUAG